AUGGUGUAUGAGCCUACGCUUGAAAUCUAUCCCUUUUCAACCAAGCUGCUUCUGCUUGCAUCUGAAAACGAGAGCGAAAUGGAUUCGCAGAUCCGGACUAGUCCUAUUCUCCUUGCCCCGGGCCCAACUGAAGUUGACCCGAAAGUCCUCAGGGCCAUGUCGUCUUUUGCGGAAUCACAUUUUGCUCAGCCAUUUUGCAACACAUUUGGAGAUGUGUUGACAAUGCUCCGCAAACUUUUCCAGAGUGAAGAUCCAAAUGCCCAACCAUUUGUCAUUGGUGGUAGCGGUACCCUCGGCUGGGACUUUGUUGCAACGAAUUUCAUUGAACCUGGAGAGCCAGUUCUUUGUCUCAGUACUGGGUACUUCUCGGAUGCCUUUGAGAUGUGCCUCGCCACUUACGGAGCCCACACAAAGAGAAUGACGGUUCCAAUUGGAGGGGCACCAAACAUCGAAGAAGUUGAGAAAGAGUUGAGAAAGGUUCGAUACAAAGCUUUGGUUGUUACCCAUGUUGAUACUUCGACUGCGGUUUUGACGCCGUUGAAGCCUCUUUCGGAACUGCUGAGACGCGUUUCUCCCGAAACACUCUUCAUUGUCGAUGGCGUCGCUAGCGUUGCAUGCGAAGAGAUCCAGUUUGACUCCUGGGGUAUCGACAUCGUUGCCACGGGGUCACAGAAAGCCAUUGGCUGUCCUCCUGGGCUCAGUAUCAUCAUGGUCUCUCCGCGCGCUUUGGAAACUGCUAAAGCACGGAAAGCACCUGCACAUACUUGGUAUGCUAGCUUGUCGAGGUGGUUGCCGAUCAUGCAAAACUACGAGAAAAAGCAAUCGAGCUAUUUUGCAACACCUCCUACUCAGAUUGUUCAUGCUCUUCAUGCCUCACUGACAUCAAUUCUCUCACGUCCUCUUGAAGAGAGAUUUGAAAAACACCGGCAGAAGAGUGCCGAUGUCAAAGCAAUAGUCAAAGAAUUGGGCUUGACACAAUUAACGAGAGAGCCGGAGUACCAAGCCAAUGGGCUUACUGCAUUCUGGCUCCCUGAAGGUCUGUCCUCGAAGGAACUGUUGUCAAGAGUCACUGAGAAAGGCUUUACCAUAGUUGGGGGCAUGCACAAGGAGGUCGGUCAUCAAUACGUAAGAGUUGGACAUAUGGGAUACAGCGUUGUGGGCGAGCCGGAGAGACAUAUUGAUGGUGGUUUGAGGGCUCUGAAAGAAGCAAUCACGGAAUACUAUGCCAGCAAGAGCAAGCACUUUGUCCCUCGAGAGAACCAGGAGGCCUCGGGCCUAGCAAGAGCAAGCUUGUAA
Molecule: messenger RNA, 1296 nt
Organism: Fonsecaea multimorphosa CBS 102226
Lineage: Eukaryota; Fungi; Ascomycota; Eurotiomycetes; Chaetothyriales; Herpotrichiellaceae
Exons: 1
Coding region: 1-1296 (431 amino acids)
Cellular component (GO): peroxisome
Molecular function (GO): L-serine:pyruvate transaminase activity; L-alanine:glyoxylate transaminase activity
Source: RefSeq, a predicted model, not a curated record